AUGAUGGGCGAGGAAGGGUUGCUUGUGCCCCUAAGACAGGUCGAGCCACUAGCUCCAGAUGUUUCGGAUGAAGUCUCCGCAGAGCUCGUGCAGUUCUUCACUUCUGGAGAGCCAGCGCAGCACAUCACCGAUCUCCUGGCACGUCAUGAGAAGGGGCCUUCGCGGUGUGCUAAAGCCGAGCUGGUCGUGGAAGCUUUGGAUCUCUUCGAACAAGUUCCUGGAUCCUAUCGUCUUCUCAGGAGGGGGUUCGCCAACUUGGUGAGCGCUCUGAACGGCGCCUUGGCGGAGGCUGGAAAAGCCCUGGCUGCCGAGAAUCCCUCAAACCCGGCCUUAACACUCCGCUCGCGUCUGGUGCAUGUGCCGGGACGCGAGUUUGCCAGGCAAUCCGUGUCCCAACUGCGGGUGGCGGAUGAAGGGCAGCUGGUGCGAAUCCUGGGCACCGUGACGCGGGCUGGUCCUGUGAAGGUGGUCCAAGAAUGGCGAAACUUCCGCUGUGAGCAAUGUGGCCAUAGCUUUGGCUGCCGUGCUUCUCCAGCCUGCGGCUAUGAUUUCGAGAUUCCGAAAGAAUGUCCCGGCGCACAGAAGAAGACGAAGUGGGAUGCCAAAGCAAAGCGCCCCAAAACUUCGCGCUGUCAUUCGAAGCUAUUUGCAGCUCUUCCGGCGAGUGAAGACUGCAUGUCUGAUUUUCAAGAGAUUCGUGUCCAAGAUGACAUGCAAGCCCUUGAUGUCGGAGUUGUCCCUCAGUCCUGCGCCGUGACAGUCUUUGGAGACAUGGUUGGAGUCGCCCAACCUGGGGACUCUGUGACUGUGGAAGGCAUCGUGUACCAGCGCUGGCGUCCAACUUUCCCAGGCAAGAGAAUUGAGGUGGAACUCUUCAUUGAGGCGGUGAAUGUGGAGCGCCUGGCUCGGGACUCAUCCGAAGGCAUCGUGACCAGCAAGAGCCACGAGACACAGGAAGUGUUCCACCGCUACUGGACAGACACACCGGAUGAGUGGUGUGGCCGCGCAGCUCUGGUUGCUGCCGCAGCGCCGUGGCUGUCGGGAUUGCCUGUCCCAAAGUUGGCGCUAUUGUUGACUCUCAUCGGGGGAGCGGCGACUCGGACAGCAGCUGACUUGUACUUUUCUCUCCUCUCCUUUUCUCUGCUGUCCUAA
This is a messenger RNA of Symbiodinium necroappetens, 1152 nucleotides long. The record is from the annotation of a GenBank genome assembly. Lineage: Eukaryota; Dinophyceae; Suessiales; Symbiodiniaceae.